Populus euphratica (Euphrates poplar) is the source of this 1607-nucleotide messenger RNA. RefSeq names its product CASP-like protein 3A2. NCBI's taxonomy places the organism in Eukaryota, Viridiplantae, Streptophyta, Magnoliopsida, Malpighiales, Salicaceae. Bases 718 to 1377 code for a protein of 219 amino acids. The transcript has 3 exons. The record is from RefSeq and is a predicted model, not a curated record.
UCAGGGUUGCUUACGCUGUUGUUGAUUAUGGUUCAAUAUAUCAUCUUCAACUAGUUUCCACAAAUCUGAAGGACCCAAAAGGUCCUUGAAUUGUAUACACAACAUAUCAUAUUUUGAUCAUGAUGCUUUGUCCUUCGGCCCUUGUCAAUCACGUAGUCUUUCAUUAGAAUUCAUCAUAUAAAAUCUGGUUGUCAAGAUAAAAAAAAGAGAUAGGGAGAGAACUGAUUCAUUCGACUUCUCAUUUGUGUGUGGCCUCUUCUUCUAGAGAGUGCUGAGGGAAAAGAUUGGGUGGAUGGGAGAAAGUACUCAUCAGAAGAUGAGAUUAAGAGUUGUAAGAAAUUACAUAUAUCAAAAAACAAAAAAACACUGUAUACUGUAAUCAGUGAGUAGUUGAACAGGAAGUGCAUCUGAAAAAAACAAUGUUGUUUUUGUUUUCUUGUGUUAAUUGUCAAUGGUGGGUGGUGGCUGGGGGAAGUUGCAGCUAAAUUCCCUAAAAUGUCAUGCACUAUUAUACUAUCACAGGUACCUAACAAAUGUUUAUUUUUUAACACAUUUUAAGCACACGCUGUACAAGUAACCGCGGAGGAAGACAAAGUACCCUGCCUCCCUCUGUUGCCUAUAAAAACCUCUCCUCUCUCUUGACCGUCUAUUGCCUGAUUGCCUCCUAAAUCAUAUCUUUUACAAUUUAACAUCACACACCCCCACCCCCACAAGAACAUGAUGAUGAAUGGCCAAAAAAUGGCAGCACCAGAGGUGGCAGUGCAGCUGCCUGAGUCAAAGAUGGUGGCUGAGAACACAAGGGGGCCCUUUGUAGGUGCUUCCGGAGGGGGAGCGGCAGCUGCUAUGAGGCCUUUUGGCCGGAAAACUGAAGUUAUGAACGUGUUACUAAGGGUGUUGUGCAUGGUGACAUCUGUUGCAGCUCUGUCCUUCAUGGUCACAGCCCAACAGUCCAGUACCGUCUCCAUCUAUGGCUUCAUGCUCCCUAUUCAAUCUAAGUGGUCCUUCUCUCACUCAUUUGAAUAUGUGGUUGGAGUCUCUGCAGUUGUUGCAGCGCACUCAUUGCUGCAACUGCUGAUCAGCUUUCCAAGGUUGCUUAGAAAAUCUCCGGUGAUUCAAUCAAGAACUCACGCAUGGCUUCUUUUUGCAGGAGAUCAGGUAUUUGCAUAUGCAACAAUAAGCGCUGGGGCAGCUGCAUCAGGAGUCACCAACCUCAAUCGCACUGGAAUCCGACACACAGCUUUGCCAAAUUUCUGCAAGCCUCUGCGGAGCUUCUGUGACCAUGUUGCUGUCUCUAUUUUCUUCACUUUCUUGAGCUGCUUCUUGCUUGCUGCAUCUGCUGUUCAGGAAGUCAUAUGGCUCUCCAGAUCCAAGUAUUGAAGAUCUUUGCCUUUCGAUAUACUUGUUGUUAUCCUUCCUGGACAAGCACGGCUUCUACGAAAUAAGGGUUUAUCCUUCAAUUAAUUCCAGUGAUAUCUUCUAUCAUUACUGGAAGUUUUGUGAUCAUGGCACUUUAACCCUUUGUAAAUAACAAGGACUUGUCUAUUUUGUUAUUGCACUACCAUGCGUGUCUCACUUUUAGAGCCAUUUAUGACCAGCUUCUUUCGAAA